This is a messenger RNA of Amoebophrya sp. A25, 6377 nucleotides long. The record is from the annotation of a GenBank genome assembly. NCBI's taxonomy places the organism in Eukaryota, Dinophyceae, Syndiniales, Amoebophryaceae.
AGGUCCACGUGUGCCCCCAGGUGCCCAUCACCCAUUUUGAAGUCCAUAAAUUUCCCUUAUACAACAACUAAUUCCUUAUAAUUCAUGACUCAUGUAGACGUAGAGGUAGUUUACCUCAAAAAUUGGGAUAGGGAUACCGAGGCUUACUUUUGGGAUAAGCUGCUCCUAGUAGUAGAGACAUAUUUCGUGCUUCUGGGAUUUUUUGGGUGGGAACGUUGCAGUUUUUUUAAUACGAAUUAAUGAAUUUAUUUCCUUGAAGCAAACAAGAAGAAGUGGCCAGUGGAAGUGUCUACAUCAGUCUAUUUUAUUUAUCCACUGACGAGACCAGCAAGAAGUUGUAGGUCGUUGUUGUAGGCUCAUACUAAGGUACUGAUAUUCUUUCACAUCAUUCAUUUUUUCUGAACUUUUGUUUCAGAAUUAUAAAAAGAAAAUCCUCCUUUAUUUUUCUUUAUCGAGAUAGCUACGACUACAAUGGCGGGAGGUUCAUCUUCGGAAACUAGGUCUGGUUCCAAGCGCGGAAGGAGCCCAGCUCGGUCGCCGGCGCCACCCGGAUCACGAGGCGGAAGUCGUGGAGGGCAGACUGCGGGAAUGAGUGACAAGGAGAAGCGACAUCUGUACCGGCCCCACACGCAAGCACAGGAUCUGCUUCAGGAGACGAGCAAGGCUUUACAGGACUCGGUCGAGGUCCUCAUCGAGCACGAGUCUGAGUGGCUGCGUGAGAAAGAGGAAUUUCGGAAGUACGGCCUCAUCUCGGUUUAUCCGGAUACCAGGGAAAAACUUAAGGCAAGAAGAAGGAGAAAUUUUGAAAUUGUCAUUGACUAGGUUUCAUUUUCUGCACGAUAAUCUUGGACUUGAAUAAUCAGAGGUGGAGCCUGCCACACUGACAAUUUAUUAGGAGCACCUCUAACGGCGUUUCGUUUAGGUGGGACUCAUCUAUGAUGGAAUGAAGUAAGUAGAUGAAUCAAUAUAAGUUUUUUGUCGAUCAUCACAAAUACAUCACUGAGAAACUACAAUUAUGACUUCUUUGUCCUACAACUGCCUAAUCACGCUUCUAAGAAGUAGCAGUUUUUGCGGCAAGUGCGGCGACAAGUUGAUCAAACCGAGGCUAAAGGUGUAAAGGACAGCAGCUUUAAUGUUCCAGAAAAUAGUGAGGGCGACGGAAUGGCACUUCCACCACCAGGCAAAGCAGGUGGUAGAGGGUCCGAACAUGAAGAGCGGUAUUCGCCUGUGAAAGAGCGAACGGAGCUAUUGCGACUCGAAAAGGAGUUUUUUCCAGAGAACAAUGCUCUCGCCGCAGCAGCUCAGCGCGGAAAUGGUAACUUGUCUGCUCCACCUGAAAGUGGUGAUUUCUCUGUUGGCGUGCAUAACAACAAAGGAAAGCGCCUCGAUGCCAGUAAGCGGACCACCGGAGGAAGGACAACCGCGACACCGUCGUCCGAGGACAACAAUUACUGCUCCUCCGCAGCAGGAGCGGGCGGCGCGUCUUCGGCGGACUACUCACAGCCUUUGGACGACGAAGUUGCGGAUGUAGGGACCAACAUGAACGCAGGUGAACAGGUGGAUGAUGAACCAAGUAAGGUAUUAUUUGGUGUUGAGCUGCUCGACCGCAGUCUACUCGUGUCGUCGAUGGAGGAGCUGGAAGAGGGAGAUCCUUCUACCGGUGAAAAUGACGUUGAUGGUGAUGGUGCAGAUCUGCUUCGACCUCGAGGUAUGAAAGUAGACCCAGCCGCUGAUGUCGAUGAUGAUGAACACCAGACUGUCAAGACCUCAAUAGGAGCCGAAGAACAGUUACUCGACCGUCCGUCUAUGAGUGGUGCUGAAGGAUCUUCUCGAACUACCACACGACGAGAUACAGCCUCGAAAGAAAUUGAAAUCUUAACAGAGAAUAAAAAGCAGGACGACGAUCUUGUUGAUGUUCAUGUUCGUCGUGUGAUGUCCAACGAGCAAGAGUUUUUUUCAACCUCUAAAAAUGAUGAGAGACGAGAGGACGAGAAGACGAGUUUCGCUGAAGAAGAUGUUCGUUCUCGUUCUUUACAGGAGGAUUCGAAGACUGACGAGGUGGAGGCAGGGGAUCGUGCUCGUUUGGCUGGUCGUGAACCUACUACAUCAAAAUCUAUUGGUUCAACUGAUCAUGAAUCUUCAGCAGGAAAGUAUACAACUGGUGUUGUUGAUGGCGAGGAAACUGCUCCUUUGCCUGACAUUUUGACCUCUCGUCCCAAACCGAGCAAUGUGGUGAAGCUUGCUCCUUUGUCACAGGUUCGUGGCCCCUCUGCACAUAAUUCUCCGAACGAAAUUAAAGAGCGGGUCGGUGAGGGCCUAGAAUUGCACUCAAGUACCGAGGACCACGAGGACGAGACCACGAACGCGACAACGCGACCCGGGACUAGCCAUACCAGUGGAAGUCAAGGUACGCGCCCGACUACAACGAGCACCGGGACGCGCCCGACGACUACGGUAUCGGGAAAACGCCAGCACCAAACCACUCCUGUCAGUACUCUGGACGAAAACGUGUACCACGAUCAUAGCGUGGUCCUCGCUGGAGAAGUAAAGCAAGCUCUUUACCGUGCUGCCCACCCGUCGGCACCAAUCAAGUCGACGCGCAGGUCGCACACUUUGGCGUUGAAACUCCCCGAAAUUCCGGAAGAUCGUCGCUCCAUUCCGCCAGUGCCGGUUCAUAACACCUCUGCGGAUCAUCAGUUAGACCAUGAAGGGCUGUCGCACCGACGAUCCUCUAGUACUUUGGUAAUUACGAAAGCCGCAAAACAUAGCGCGACUACAAAGAAGAAAAGAUCUGCGUCUUCGGGGACAAGCGCAAAAGCAGGACAACCGCGCACGAAACCUGUACCGAUAGAGACGGUGUUCGCGGAAAUCGAUCAGCUGUUCAAGCGCAAGCCGAAGCAGAAUUCCAAGAAAAAAGCGGCAGCUUCUACUUUCCAAGAGGACACCUCGAAGUCGCCUCUUGAACAAAGUGAUAAAGCACGGGAGUCGUCGUCUGUAAAAAAGCAACAAGGUGGAGAGAACGACAUUUCUACUCGAGGACUUUCUGCUUUUAGAACUAACGCAACUACAAAUAUAGAUAACUCGAAUACAACUACAAGAACAAAAAAUCAUGUCGUCGAUCGUGGUCAAGUAGAGGCUCGUGAAAAGAGUGUAGUCGCUGUUGACGAGGCUCCGUCGCGCUUCCCAUCGUUGAAAGAACUUCGAACGCCACAUGUUUGUAACGCAAAAUUGCUGUUGAGACAACUGGAACGUGAGGAGCGGGAAGAAAUUGCGCGUAUAGCUGAAUGGCAAGCUAUCUUAGAAAAACACGAUAAAGAUACUGUUGCGCAUAGAGACCUCCCUUCAUCUCCCUCUUCUAAGUCUAGAGAAGGUAGUCCUAGUGCGCUAGAAAGAAAAAUGUCCACCUCCAUCGUGCCCGUCCCGGGCGAGAAGGCCAACGAACACCCACCGAUACCAGACUGGCUCUCCACAAAGUCGCUCGUGAAAAGAAGGUAGAUAUAUACUCCCUUGCUUACAACGAACUUUGAAAUGGGAAAAAAAAAUGUAACUGCAAAAUCAUUAUCAAAAUGUAUAUCAUCAAGAUCAUCAACAAAGAUAAGUACAGGUACAGGAGGAGCAGAGAUCUUUAUUCAGUCACGGUUUUUUAGCUGUAGAUCAUUUAUAUCAAAGACAUCACGGAAGUACUUCUGCUUAAUCCACAUAUCUGAUUUUCAGGUAUCUUCCAGCAUCAACGGGAAAUUUGCAUGGAUUGCAAGCUGGCGAAUUCCAUUCGACGAAAUGGCCAUUGCCGAAAAUGUUUGGUGAGGAAAAGUAUGCCUACUCUCUCAUCGAUAUUGAGGAUCCAAGGUAUCACAAUAAGAGAAUUUUACGCUUACGUUGAUGACGCACGUUUUUGUAGUACGUAUUCCUACUUGAUGAACCUAUUUCUGAGAGUGUUGAGAAGAUGCUGCUCGUUUUGAAUAUUGUGUUGAGGACGUCGGUGGGUUCGUAUAGAUCCUGAGAACUAUCAACAUCAAUUUUACUCUCUUGCAAGCAUCAAUCCAAGAGAAUAUUACCUCGACUUUCCAGGUAUGUCGACGAGUGCGCGAACAUGGGGAAACAGUUGAUCCAUUACUUCUAUGAUCAGCAAAUUUUCGACCUCAAGUGGAGAGAAACGUACUUCUCAUCGUUUUUGGAGAAAUUUGAAAAAAGCUCGCUAACGCUUUCACGAUCAUCGCAUAGAGAUUAUGAUUAUGUUAUGACAAUGAAUAAUAUAAAUAUGUUGAUCGCUUUCAUCAACGCCAACCAGCUAUUGCUUUGUUUAUUUGAUGGAGCCAGCUUUCUUGAUGAUCCACCAUUUGCAUAUUUUUAUGUAAGUAUCCAAUUUUCAGGUACAAGCAGCUUAUCCGUGCAGAAAAGAGGCGAGCGAACUUGCCAGCUCUAGCAUCGAACAAGGCAAAAGACGAACUCGACGGGAACGUGAAGAAAUUCAAGAAGUACUUAAUACUUUCACUCAUUUUUGAAAGGUUUAUCGUUAAUCAAUCAAUCAAUCAAUCAAUCAAGUUAUCGUCUUCUACUUGCUGUUGCUUUUUUUGCCUCUACGGAAAUGAAUCUUCAAUUCGCUUUAAAAGUACAAGAACGGAGACAGAGCUUGGGUAGAAACAAGGAGAACACAUUCUACCUUUCUUUUCGUCGACGCAACUUCAUACACCUUGUAAUGGCGUCUACAUGAUCAUGAUCAUAGGAGGAGUACCCUCUCCAACUGCAAGACUCCCUCACUCAACGCCGACAACAUGACGAAGCAUCGAACCUUCAGGUAUUUGUUGGAGUUGCAGGAGCAGAGGGAUUUGUACCAAGGGAAGAUCGAUGGGAUCUUCGAGCGAUGCGCACAAAUCAAACGAUCAAUCAAGAAAGAGAAUGAUCUCGAAGAACUGCGUAUGGAGAUGACUGGGCGAGUCAAAGCCAAGUUUUCGCAGGAGGACGGCUUCUGGAACACACAGUUCAACUGCACGCGCCCCGACGAAGCAAGAGGUAACUCAUAAAUGAUGAUGAUAGGUGAGUAGUGGUAUUGGCAUUCAACUUCAAACGGCUGUUCAUCCACAUCAUAGCCUUGCUUAUGAACCUUUACUGCUCUGUCAUACUGUUGGUAACAAAAGAAACGUGCUUCUAGAAAAAUGUGGUCUUCUAUCUUUCUACAUGAUUCUCCUACGCCUACUCGUGUCCUCGAUCUUACUCCUUGUCAAAAAAAUCAACAUUAUUUACUUAUACUUUAGGUUCGGAUGAGGAUCUGCUUUUGUCGGACUAGGUGGCGAACGCUGCGUCGAGGACAUUUGUGACGACUCUCACAGAAAUUGAAGUUGCGACCCCGCUCACAACAAAAAAAUGUACGGAGAAUUAGAGGAGAAUUAUGGAUCCGAAGAGCAAGAAUCUUAUGACUCAAAUAAAAUACACAGAACUCAUUGACUGGUAUGAAGACUUUUGACAUUUCUGGCAUCUGACACCGGGCACAUAAACGUGUCAUAAAAUUAGAAUAUGAAUAAUGAUUUAUCAGCAGAUCAUAGUGACACGAAGCUCGAAGCAGCAUAUGCACAACUAGUUAUUGUAAGGCAAUCAUGUACGUGAAGCAUAAAAUGAAUGUUGAUGAAAACUUGAGAAACAAUUAGAUACAGCUUAUUUAUUAGGAUUCGAAUUCGAUUUACACACUAUUAAUGAGGAUAGGAACAACUCAGUGCAUAGUUGUAUCAUUUCAAGACGAUCAGGCCGUAGCGAAGAGAUAGAGACAGGUGUUGUUCGUAGCGCAGGCCCGUGGCAUCCAGUGACAACAAAUUAAAUCAAUGAUUUAGAUUUUUAUAGAGCUAGAAGUAGUAACGGUCGCAUCAGGCACCAGGAGAUGCACCAAGCAGACGUUCUUGAAAUGAAGACCACACAUGUAGCACGGUGAGAUUCAAUAAGCACAAGAAAGGACCUGUCGAUGAUCUCACGCGAGCUGUUCUUUCUUUCACGACCAAUUGUUAAUGUUAGACUAAAGAGAUGUCGAGAAAAGCAACAUGUAAAAUAUUUUGGGAAAGGACCCGUCCAUGAUCAAAUAAAACCCUAAAGCGGCAUGCUUAGACCACAUAGCACUCAAAAAGACAAAAAGUGUCAUGGAUUUUUAAAACGACUUCAGCGGGUGGGAUAGAAAAAAUGAUGAACAACUCGAAAAGAAUUAUCUUGCGCACAUACAACGAACCUAGAGGAGAAAGUGAAGCUGGACCGAUAACAAAAAUUGUCAGGUGGGCUUACUUGCCUCCGCACAUACCGCGUAACCGCCUCUUUUUCAGUGUUUUUUGGACGCAGAGAGGCGCUGACGCUGGGCGAGUCUAUGAUGAUGAAAAUGAGUUAUAUAUACAAUGGGGUGG